Molecule: messenger RNA, 2145 nt
Organism: Linnemannia hyalina
Lineage: Eukaryota; Fungi; Mortierellomycota; Mortierellomycetes; Mortierellales; Mortierellaceae
Source: the annotation of a GenBank genome assembly
AUGAACUCGCUCACCGCACAUCGACAUCCGGUAUUCAGACUACCAACACCCUUCGACAUCCCCGAGAUCCUCGACAGGAUCCUCUCAUUCGUCGACAAGCGGACCCUCCAUAGCGCCUUCCUCGUCGAGAGGCAGUGGCUCCAGCUAGGACGACAAUACAACGUCUUUGAGUACGCUUGGUCGGACGCCCGGCGGAAGGACUACACUGACCUCGUGCGCGCAAUGUACAGGCUGCCCUGGAUAAGUCGACUACAGUGGCAUGCAGCGCCCCGGAUGGACACCUUUGACGACUCUGUUCAGGCUGACCAAUGGUUCUGGCUCCUGGCGGCGCUCGAGCAUCUCGGAUACGGGCAAGUGGAGCGAGAGACGGCCUAUGAUCAAGCGGACGAGUCUUGGAUGUAUCGGUAUCAGAGAUGGUGGGAGGACGAGGCGAUCGACUUUUCGACGUACCAGGCGAACCCGUUGACGAGAGGGCCGAGGGUGAAUCUUCAGGAAUUCGAAUUGAAAGGUCAUACGGAUGUGCCCAAGUUCAGGUUGAUCUUGCCGUUACUCUCGACAGUAACCAAGUUACGGUUUGUUAAUGUUGGAGGAGAUGGUACUAGACAUCAAACGGAUCUGCAGAUGGGACUUAUUAUGCAACACUGCCCACUCCUCGAGUACCUUUACAUCUCUUCGACGGAACCAGACGGCGAGCAAUUGCCGGGACCGUGGAAUUUUGCGACAACCGACACCAGCCCUGCCUCCUCUACUCCCCCUCACCCUCCAAUUGUAACCUUGCCUUUGAAGUCCCUGGUGCUCAACAACGCCAUGUUUUACCAACACGAUCUCGAAGACUUUUUGGCCUUCACCCCGCACCUCAAGACCCUCAAGGUCAUCAAGGCAAAUCUACUCGGACCACCACCCCAGUUCUUGCGCAUCCCUCUCAACACUGCCCGAUUCUCUCAAGUCUUGAACAACCUCCCUCUGUGCCUCAGCGUCCUCCAUAUUUCUACCAAGAAGUACUCCUACAACGACCUUCCGACAAGGUUCUGCCCCAACUCUCAGGAAAGAUCUUUUGUGGCAAGUGAUUUCACGGCACCCCUUCUACGGACGCUUCGCCAGCAACCCAACACUCUGACGAGUCUGGAGCUCUUGCACAAUGGCAACUGCUCGUCUACGCUACACGACUUUUUGUGCAAUUCGCAUCAUCUGAUCCACCUCAAGGCCCCCAUGACACUUUACUCUGUCGAGCAUAUGGAUCUUCACGGACGACUGCUUAAUGCGCCAUAUCCAGGAAGAAAUAGACCGCCAACCAAGGCCGGAGUAUCUCCUCCAACACCACCUCCUGGGAUCUGGAAGUGCAGGAACCUGAGGACAUUGCACGUCAGUAUCAUCACUCCUGACACAAGUUCGCGAAGGAAGCGUUCGGGACCGUGCCCAGAGUUCUCACGGAUUGCCUUCGGAUACAUAUCUCGAGUUUGCCCACAACUUCGGGAUCUCAUGCUGCUUGACGAACUAUCGCCAGAGUACCCAACACUAGACAUGCGACUUCAGGGUGGGUUCUGUCUUUUGGGUCGACUUAAACAUCUGGAGAAGCUCAAAAUCGGGGAGUGGAGACGGCUAGAUAACCUGACAACCAGGAAUUUUGAAUGGUUCAUUGCGGCAGGAAGGACGGAAGCAUUGAAGGCAGAGAGGCAGGCUGCGUCGAAGGAGGGUUGGCGGCGGUUUUUGGAUACGGACGGUGACUUGGCACCCCAUCGAAUUGCAAAAGCAAAAGCAAAAACAAAAGCAGAUGCGACAAAAUUAACAGCACUAGCAGAACCAGCGGCACCAGCAGACCCAACAACACCAGCAAACCCGGCAACGCCAGCAGCAGAGGCUGCAGAAGUCGAAGGCGGUGGUGGAGAGAACGAGGACCCUGUCCAGCGCAAGAUGCACUUUGACUGGACGGAUGUAGAUCCAGGACUGAAGGAGGAUCUGAAGUAUUUGGGACUGGCGCACGAGAUCAAGGUCAUUUUUGACGAAGUGGACCAGAGAGGCCCUCCACAGGUCCCUUUCUUCUCAGCACUUCGAUAUGCCACUAUUUGUUCUCCCAGUAGACUAGAGUUGCCACCCGAGCGAGAGUACAAGCGUUUAGUCGUUACCCGUACGCAGGUGCCGUGGUAG